This is a messenger RNA of Candidozyma auris, 2997 nucleotides long. RefSeq names its product Fhl1p (gene FHL1). Gene Ontology annotation, molecular function: protein binding; DNA-binding transcription factor activity; sequence-specific DNA binding. Lineage: Eukaryota; Fungi; Ascomycota; Pichiomycetes; Serinales; Metschnikowiaceae. Gene Ontology annotation, biological process: regulation of ribosomal protein gene transcription by RNA polymerase II. The record is from RefSeq and is a predicted model, not a curated record. The transcript has a single exon. Bases 1 to 2997 code for a protein of 998 amino acids. Gene Ontology annotation, cellular component: nucleus.
AUGAGCACGUGGCAAGCUCAAGGUGACCACACUGCCACAAGUCCCAGGUCAAAGAUUCAGCAGUCAACCCAGCUAGAUAACGCUGCCACUCCUAGGAUGUCUCAUCUGCCUACGCCGCUGAGUGAGCUAAAACAGUUCUCUGAGGACCUUCUACGAAGAAACCACCACAUUGUCACUUCAGAAGCUGCUCUCAGCCCUUCCAACGAGCAGUCAGACAACGAGGCCCUGAAGAUUUCUGCUUACGCAAGGCUAGAUUUCGAAAAUUACACGUUCUUCGUGCAAACGCUUCAGGUGGUAUUGGGAAGAAAAGCUGUAGAUGACUCGGCACCCUCUCAUCACGCUGUGGACGUGCACUUGUCGUCCAAGAAGGCCAUUUCUAGACGCCAUGCGAAAAUCUUCUACAACUUUGGCACUCAAAGAUUUGAAAUUUCCAUAUUAGGCCGCAAUGGCGCUUUUGUGGACGACCAGUUUGUUGAAACAGGUAUCACCGUUCCGCUUGUCGAUAACACCAAAAUUCAAAUUGGCGACAUUCCUUUCACGUUUGUUCUACCUUCACUUGGACCUCCAGAAGAGAAGAAGUCAAGCUCUGCGAAACCUUUCAACCCAAGUGAUGCUAUAAAUCUACGGUCAAACUUAUAUCUGAAUCCUGGCUCUCCCAACAGAAGGAAGUCUCUCACUGAAGAGCAGAAGAAAGCACGCAGGGACCUGCGAGCAGAUAUUGUACGGCGCUUAUCGAAUGCUCGACGAAAGUCACUUGCCUCAUCAACAAGCGAUGAAAUUACUGCUCUUCUCAAGGAGCUUGAGGAUAUCGGCGACGAUGACGAGAAUGAUAUACUCGAUAAGGAAGUCAAUGAGCUACUCCGUCAAGGCAACAUUCAAAAAGAAGAUGAUGAAUUGGACGAGCUUGUUAAGCAGCACAAUCUUCUGCAGGGUGUGGGUGUCGACGACAAAGAUAAGAAAGUCGAUGAUGUUGACAUAAAUUUACUAGAUCAAGAAAUAGCGUCUCUCGCUCCCCUUAUGGAUGGACAGCAUGCAGAAAAUGACGCAAAUUCCACGGAUUCGAAGCAGGGUGUUCACGGCAGGCACGACACAACACAUCCUCCUCCAAGUACAGCUCCAACGGACCCGAAAGCUGGGCCUCUCAUGGGUCGCCCUGUGGGGCCACGCAUGGGUAAGCCAGCUCAGAUCCAGCCUCCAGCCAAUAGACCUUAUGGAAGACAAACGGUUGGUCAAUUUUAUGGCUAUCCUAACGCGGGAUCCUAUCCAGCAGGCUACAGUCCGCCAUAUGGAACUCCUGGGUAUGCUUCUGGCGUCAGGGGAAAUGCUUAUCUUCCAAUGAUGAUGCCAGCACGACCGCCACCACCUAAACUUGAAGUCGAGGUGGAAGUCAUUAGUAGUGUUACUGUGAAGCAACAAUCAGCUCCGUUUAAAGCCAUAUCUACAGGGGUUGGGGCCUUUCAAAUCCCACCGGUGUGUGUUUUCAAAACUUUGGAUCCUCCCCUGAGUAAACCUAAAGUUCCUCUCAGGCGUAAGGACGCCCUGAGCGUGAGGAAGUCCAAGGCUACUACCAGCAAGGAGGUUCCGGAACAGUACAAAUCAAAGCCUUCUGAGAGUAUAAUCGCAAUGAUCACGAGGGUUCUUCGGGGACCUAAUCCCAGGAACUCGGGUUUUUCUGUGAGUGAAAUUCAUGACGCAAUCAAGGAAUAUUAUCCGUACUAUCAAUAUUGUCCAGAUGGAUGGCAAUCAAUGGUGACCCAUGUUUUGAGGACUCACAAAAUGUUCAAACGCGUCUACAAAGCAGGUCUUGAGUCAGAACAUCUAUGGACGAUUGAUGAUCAGUUCCUUGCUGAAAAAGAACGGGUGAGAAAGAAGCAACAAGAAGUGGCUAUGGCUAAGGCGAAAGAGGCCGCUUUGAAGGCCGUUGAGCUAAGACUGAAACAACUGACUCCUCAGUUUGGCUCAGUAGGAAGACCUUUCAUGACUCCUUACGCUUCGACGUAUGGUCAGCAAAGGUACCCUAUUUCUCGUGAUCUGUCACCACCUAUAAACAAUGGUGCUCUAGAUCAAAAGCCAAAGUCUAUUGCUGAACUUGCUAGUGAGAUAAAAAGAGAAUCACCAGGGGCUUCAAAUUCACCUUCAUAUAUGCACAGUCUGAGUUUAUCUUCCACGCUGGUAGUAAACGCAGCUGAUACGAGCCAUAGCAUCAAGGAACAGCUUGCCGCCAACAGAUCAGGCAGCCCACCCAAUGUCAGCGCUACCAGCGGCGAUGGUAAGAGUCAUCAAACUUCACCCACUCCACAACCGGUUGCAGCAGCAGCAGCAGCUAUAUCUGCAACGACUACAUCCAGCUCAACUACAAAGCUGUUACCAAUGAACGCAGAUACCAAGAAGUCCCUCGCAUAUUUACAGAAAGAACUUUUCACACUAUACAAAAACAAAAAAUUAUCCUAUAAUACUGCUACUACCACGAACAUCAUCACAAAGGCAUUAGCCACGACAAUCGCUCAGGUUAAUACAAUCGGUGCUAAGGCUGGCUGUGGAGACAACGCUUUGAGCUUCUUGGUGGAGAAAGCCCCUCAACAGGUGAGUAAAAUUCUCGACAUCGCAUUAACAAAAUCAAUUAAGGAAUACGAAGGGAAGCUGUCGAAUCCGACAAGCAAGGAGUCUACGCCAAUUCCUCUGAAUGCAUCACCUGCCGCAAGAUCGAGCACGACACCAAAGCCUACCAGUGAUAUUCCGAGAACGCAUGGCCCAGAUCAACCCACCUCAGGGUCAUUGUCAGCAACCCCAAGUUCUCCACUGGGAGGUACAACGAAGCCCACAUACACUGGAGGUUUGAGUCGCCCACAUUUCAGCGGGGUCGCGAGGCCCCAAAAUAUUAGCAAGCCUGGCGCAUUGCUGAAGGGUCCCGAAUUCCUCUCAAACAAACCAAGACAAGAAAAGCGACCAGCAGAUGAUAUCAAAGAGGAUCCUCUGAAGGCCAUUAAGCUAGAAUAG